AUGCCCACCAAUCGAAAGUCGAUUAGACUAAGGCGGUUUUCCUCGUCGAGUGGCGAGGAGUCGGGACCUUCUCGGCGCAAAAUCCUGCACAUACAGUCACCAAAAAAGAAGAAACGUUUGAAAACGCUUCUGGAUUCGGAUUCAGACGAUGAAAAUAAUGGAAAUACUGGCAUGAGUCAGAUGGGGUCAAGAAGUUCAGAAAGAAUAAGCAAAAGAAAUUCACGAUCAUUCCAAAUGCCGUCACGUGAGAGUGUGUGGAGUCACAUACCUACAACUCCUCAAUCCUCCAAUAAGGCAAUAGGUCGUUUGAAACCUAGAAAAGUUUUCGACAGAUUGAAUAGAGUAACCCAUCGUUACAAUCAAGAUGUUUAUGAUUCAGAAGAUGAGGAGUCUGGUCUGGAUGAUUUCUUAGUUUCUGAUGAAGAAGAAAUUACAUCUAGUGAGGUGGAGGGUGUGGAGAGUGUUGGAUCAAUUGACAGAAAAAGAAACCAGCAAAAAAAACAAAGAGCACAUAAAUAUACUACAAGACACCACCGGAUCAAAGGCUAUCACAGCAAAUUACUUGGUCCAGCUAGCUCAAGCAGUGAAUCGGAAAAUGAACAGAAUGGAGCCAGUGUUGAAUACAGUGAAGGUGUUGCUGGAUUGUUAAAGGGUGAUGAAGGAUGCAACAGACCUGAUGUUCAGGAUCCAUGUGUUAAAUACAAUAAUAUGUUAAAUUAUCAGCACAAUCAUCCUGAAGAGACUAUGUGUGAAGCAAGUACAAUACAGGAUGAUCCAGAGGAUAAAGAAGGCGAGUUGAAGGCUAGGUCACAUCAAGGUAAAAGGCGAUAUUCCCGGAUAGCAAGCAGUAGUGACUCAAAUCAAAGUACUACUGAGCCUGCGAUAACUAAAGGGACACAAUUCUGUACAGGCAGUGAAGUGAAAAAUCAAAAUGAUUCAGAAAAGCCUGAAACUGUUGGUACCACUGCCACUACUGCAGGUGGAACAGACAGCUGCAAUGUUGAAAAUAGUCCUGACAAAGGUUCUAGAUCUAACAGUGGUACUAAUAGUGACUCGGAUCAUCAAUCUGACUCAAGCUGUGAGUCUGUCAGUACAUCUGCCACCAAUGGGGACAGUUAUUCUGAUAGCAAGAGUGAUUCUGGCCAUCAACUAGACAAUAUUAAAUCCUCACGUGCUAGACAUCAAAUUGAAAAACAAGAAAGUGUCAAAAAGAAAAGGUUUGAAGCAUUUUUAGAAGCUAGACGAAAACUAACCUCUGCUAAAAGAAAUUGAAACAUUAAACCUUGAGUAAACCUGAUGUCUAAAGGCGAGUUGGAUCACCAAAUAUAGUUACAUGAGUUGAAUAGUAACAAGAUUGAACUCACUUGGGAAGCUUGUAAUGCCUUUUUAGAUGACUAUAACUCAACUUCCAGUUUCGCUUUUAUUGGAUUGGAGCUACCAGCCACUGCCUGCUCAUGUGUUACCAUUUAGAAGCAUGGCAGUGAUUGGAUGGUCUUAUCUGCAUUAAUUUGAUUACAAAAAAUGGCCGAUGACUGAACUGAACUCAACUGAAAUUGAUCUUUAAGCUUUAUUCCAAUAUUACUUUAUAUAUGUAAAGUGAACAUACAUGUACCUAUACAUCAACUGAAAGACAUUACAUGACACCAUAGCUUACAGGUAGCAUACAUUUGUAGUAUAUUGUAAAUCCAGGUGAUUUCAAUUAUUGUUUGUGUUGUUAUUUUGUUAUAAUUUUUUAAUUUUUUUGUCAUGUUUAAGGUGGGGGCAACAUUUGGCCCCCACAUAGAUUUCUAUCAUUUUUUUCUCCAUAUGAAGAUACAUGAAAAUAACCUACAACUGCAUAAAUGAUUAGUCAUUAUAACUACUUAAAGUCAUACUGGACCUCCUUGUAUAACACCAUGAUGAGUCAUUAUAAUUACUUAUAGUCAUACUGGACCUCGUUGUAUAAUACCAGGUUGAGUGACAAAGGUACCCUAACAUAAUGACAAAUACUUGCUACAUGAGAAAUUUAAAUGAAAAUAUUUAUAUACCAGCUUAAAGUACAUAAAAUGUCUGCUAUUUUGAUACCACAUGUUAUAUUGACUUAAAAAAUGUAAGCAUAUUGAUAACUUUGCUUUUAAAAAAAUGCAAAAUUUUCA
Molecule: messenger RNA, 2135 nt
Organism: Ylistrum balloti
Lineage: Eukaryota; Metazoa; Mollusca; Bivalvia; Pectinida; Pectinidae
Exons: 4
Coding region: 1-1272 (423 amino acids)
Source: RefSeq, a predicted model, not a curated record